This is a messenger RNA of Fragaria vesca subsp. vesca, 1144 nucleotides long. RefSeq lists its product as uncharacterized. The record is from RefSeq and is a predicted model, not a curated record. Bases 232 to 1134 code for a protein of 300 amino acids. NCBI's taxonomy places the organism in Eukaryota, Viridiplantae, Streptophyta, Magnoliopsida, Rosales, Rosaceae. The transcript has 2 exons.
AAUGCUGCUCAUUGUUCAUUUGUUCUGGAUAAGAUUUGCAUUUCAUUUUCAGAAAUAUCUUAGAAAAGACUCCAGGUAUCACGAGCAGGAUUCUUCAAGACAAAACCCUACUUUAUUUGGAAUCCAUGAAAACCCAGAGACUGAAUCUCGUUUUCCUUAAAUGGAUAAACAACAAGGCAAUUAGGGCAAAGAUUAUCCACUCAACCAAACCAUGGAGGAGAAUACCAAACCAUGGAAGAGAAUUCAUCAGAACUGAAAGAAGUAAACUUUGGAUUUAUUAAAAGCCAUGAAGAACAAGUUAAACCCAGGAAAAUGAAACAGGAAAAUUACAAUAAUAACAAAGCAACCGCUUACAAAUUCAUCGGCGGCCCCAACAAAUCCUUCUUUUUUGUUCGAUCUGUACAAACUACAAAACACAAAAUUUCAAUUUUUUUUUUUGUUGGGUUUCUUGGUUUCUUCUUCUUCCUUGUUCACAGUUUGGUUCACAUCAACUAUUUACAGAAAAUGAACCAGAAUUACAAAGGAAAUGAAACCUGGCAAAUAUAUCCACAGCAAAAUGAAGUCAGAAGAAUCAAAGACCGCCGCAUCAGCCAAAAAAUGAAUCCCACUGCAAAACACACCAACUCCAACUUAGGUCUCGCCCUCACUCACCAGCUCCGAAACCCAUUCCACAUCAGGACCCGAAAUCCCCGUCGGGUCAACCCGGCCCAUCGAGUUCUCCUUACUCAGCUUGGCGUACAUUCUCGCCCUCAGGUCCCGCCCGGACUCCACCCUCUCCAUCGCCGGCUCUUCCACCAGCGAGUGCUCCCACAGAUCAAAAGGGCCGGGUCCGCACCGACCCGGAGUGCGGGUCGGAGUGGAAGGGAGACUAAAGAAAUCGGGUCGGAUCAGAGGUCCGCGGGGAGAUCCGACCCACGAAGGCGGCGGGGUGCUGCUCAUUUGCAUCUUGGCCAGCUUGAAGUUGCGCAUGGACGCCACGAGUUCAUUCACAGUGCUGAGGCGGAGUUGCGGGCUGUUCGGCGACAUUGGCGGCGAGUCCGACGGCGGAGAAAUCGGAGGCGACGUGGCCGAAUCGAAAAAACCCGGUCCAUGAGCCCUGGGGCUGUGACCUGCCAGCACUCAAAAACACCAUGAGCAAACUCGC